GCUGCCUCACACGAAAGCCCUACCGGCCGAACAAAAAAGCCUCGACCGCUGAACUCUAACGACGAGGGACGAAAGUUUUUCGUUGGUGCAUUACCAGUUGUUUGGCUUAUGAUGUCUAAACAUAUCUAGUUACUGGCUGCCGUGUUUUCAGCAACACUUCGUUCUCCUGGCCUGGGUUACACUUUUGCCAAUUACAGUUUUUAGAACAGAUUGAUGUGAAUCACAGAGGUACACUUGGUUUUUCUUCGUGAGGACAGAAUUUAUAAUAAUUAGAGUAAGGCCAAUAACGGGUUUCGAGUUGCUCGAGUUGCCACGAGUUGCUCGAGUUGCCGAAGCGAAGAGCUUCACUCCUGGAACGAGUUGCCACGAGUUGCCGGAAGGUGUCCGCUCCAUCGAAAUGGAGCGAAGCAGGGCGGUGCGAGCACCAGCCCAGCCGCUCGGAGUGGCGAAGUGUAGGAGGCUGCCGCUUUUGUUGUUGCUCAUGAAGGGGGCAAUCGGGUACGGAGGGCGCCUGAGCCCUUACGCCUUCUUUUUUGUAGCUUGCGCGCGAGCGCUUUAUAGAGCACAACCAAGGCCAAGGGAGCGAAGGACUCGCCUCUUUGUUGUUUUUGUUUGAUGUCAGUGUCGCUGUGGCGUGUGGUGUCGUCUAGUCGCUGACGAUCUCUCCUCUUUUUCUUCGGAUGUGUGCCCAAUGAGUCCACUCCGGGGGUGGGAGCGAAUGGCCCCGUCUGCUUGAUAGGGCGGCGCGUCCAGCCUUGCUUGGGGUGAGUAGACUAGAGGAAGCAUCCCACUAGGUGGAAGCGGGGGCUGGAAGUGGGUCAUCGCACUAGUUUCGUCGUCUUUACUUAGAUGCCGCGAGUAACUAGAUGACCAAGCAGGUGGCUGAGUAGAAUGGGACGAGUUUCGAGCCCGAGACGGUUACUCGCUCCUGUCUCAAGGGUGCACUGCGAAGAAAAUCAAGGACCAGCGACACGGCUCGCAGUGUCGUACGCUCCUGCUAAGGUUUCGCGGAGUCUCAUAAAGCCGCGCCCGAAGGGCGCCGCGUAAAAAAUUAGGGUGGGCAACUCGAGCAACUCGAGCAACCCGAGCAACUCGACCCGAUACGGGUCAAAAAGUGCCUUAUUCUAUUAUAUGUAUGACCAACUACUUCAUCUACUAACUUCGAAAUAGUUUUAGUAUUCUGGUAGAGCCACUGCCUCUGUCACAAAUUACCCUUACACCACUAACCCGACAUCAUGAUCUUAUCCUCCUUCAUGACAUUGAAUCCCAAUGGAGAUUUAAGUCCAUUUGAGGACCAUGCUUUACGUGAAGCCUUCGAAACGUUGGCAGUUUGGCACCGUUUGAACCCGACCCCAGGCCAAGCAACGAUAGAGCAUGUUCUUAUCCUGGGUGCAAAAGGCGCGUUUCAACCUCGAGAACGACAAUCCAAACCGGAAAAUAUGGUACUGAUGUUAUAGAUACUAUAAUGAAGGUCGCUAGAAACACUCAAAGUAACAGCUUAUAAUAUAAUUUUAUCCGCUUAGUACAGGGGAGCUAGAACUUCUAUCUCUAUGAAGACUUCUUUAUCAACCAUGUACAUUGGUGUAUAUAAGACGUCGAUAUGAACACCAUCUAAAUACAUCACGGUCAGGCUGCACGGCAUGGUCGGGG
This is a messenger RNA of Amoebophrya sp. A25, 1650 nucleotides long. The record is from the annotation of a GenBank genome assembly. Lineage: Eukaryota; Dinophyceae; Syndiniales; Amoebophryaceae.